Messenger RNA from Leptonychotes weddellii (Weddell seal), 2457 nucleotides. NCBI's taxonomy places the organism in Eukaryota, Metazoa, Chordata, Mammalia, Carnivora, Phocidae. The record is from RefSeq and is a predicted model, not a curated record.
AAACCCGGAUGUGCCUGGGUAGUCGUGUUGGCAGUCGGGGCUCUGAGGUUUGGGCGUUCUGGGGGUGCUGGCAGCCGAGGCGGAUGGCGCGGGGUUGGGCUGGCUUCUCUGAGGAGGAGCUGAGGCGACUAAAGCAGGCUAAAGAUCCGUCUGAACCACAGCGGCGUCUUCCUGUGAAGAAAAGUCGACAACAACUUCAGCGAGAAAAAGCCCUUCAAGAGCAAAGCCAAAAACUUGGACUUCAAGAUGGAUCAACCUCAGUACCUCCAGAGCAGCUGCUUUCUGCACCAAAACCAAGCUUUAAUAGUCCAAAACCACAUUCUUCUUUCCCUCUUCCUUCUAGUCCUCUUACACUCACCUCUCCUGUUGGUGAUGGAAAACCACAGGGUAUUGAAAGUCAACCAAGGGAACUGGGACUUGAGAAUUCCCACGAUAGUCACAAAAACGCCAGGAUUCUACCCCCGAAGCCAGAUUGCAAAAUGGAAAAAAAGAAAGUGGAAUUGCAAGAAAAAUCUCGUUGGGAAGUCCUCCAGCAAGAACAACAGUUAAUGGAAGAGAAAAAUAAACGUAAGAAAGCUCUUUUGGCUAAAGCUAUUGCAGAAAGUUUACAUAAAUUGGAAAACCAAUGGACCAAUCUUUGUACCUGUCCCUACAGGAAGCGGUUUGACAGGGCUGAAGCAGAGUAUGUUACAGCAAAGCUAGAUCUCCAGCGCAAGACUGAAAUUAAAGAGCAACUCACUGAACACCUCUGUACAAUCAUACAGCAAAAUGAGCUCCGCAAGGCCAAGAAGUUGGAAGAGUUGAUGCAGCAACUGGAUGUACAAGCUGACGAGGAGACUCUGGAGCUUGAGGUGGAGGUGGAGAGAUUGCUGCAUGAACAAGAAGCCGAAGCAGGGAAACAGGUGGUUCAUUUGGAGAGGCCAUUUCAGCCUUCUGGGGAGAGUGUGACAUUAGGAUUUGCCGAAGAGAACAAAAAUCAUCAAGAACACGCCACUUCCUUAAAGGUAGAUGAACAGUGUGAAAAUCCCAGCAGCAUUCCCCUUCAAAAUCGAGACCAAAAUCAAGAAGUUAGAACUCCUGUAAAGGCCAUUUCAACUGCUCCGACCACAUGAAGUGCCAGUGUUUGUUCACUCAGCUAGUGCGGGAUUCUGUAGAGUACACUUCUGUUGGAGAUUAUGCCAUGAGCUCGGAUAAGUGUGCCUUUAAAACGGUGUUAAUUUUUGAAUCCCUGGUUAGUUUUAGUAUAACAUGUUUGACAUUCUAAACCCUCAAAUUACAAUAAUUUUAUACGUAGGCACACAGUUUACCUUGAUCCAGGGCCAAUUCCCUCGGUGUACCCUGAUGACUGGGUGAAAACAAACGACCCAAAUAAGAUGGAAGAAAAACUACACAGUUAAGAGUGUUGUUGGACGAGGUAAAUAUAGAAAAGUAAAAUGGAAAAUAAUACUCAACACCUCAUCAAACUCAUUUGACUUCUAGGAGAGGUGUUGAUGAGAGUCCUAUUUUAUGUAGUUAGUAGAGAGACACCAAAGUUAACAUGUGAAAAAGAGUCAGCAGGAGGAAAAAAACUAACAAGAGUAGCAUGUUGAAUUGUCUAUUGGAUCUUACUAGAGCUGCAAAACACAACUUGGGAGUUGCAGUUUAAGAAAGACAAACAGCUUCAGUAACGUUAUUUUUGUCUUCAGUUUGCCUUUUAAAUGGCUUUAAUUCACAACCUGAGUUUUGAUUGGUUCAUACACACACACAAAUAUACCACUAAUACGUAUAAUUUUACUAUUAAUGUAUUGUCUUUAAUCAGCACAUUGAUUAAAUUUAGACAAUGAAAACAUUUCUACAGUGAGGCUAAAAAUAAUACAGAAAACCUAUCAGUACUUUUGAUUAUCCAAAAAAAUUGAUACACUUUUUUUCUAAAGUUAUUUGUAAAUAUGUGUUGCUGGAUAUAAAUUAUCCCAUCAUAAAGCAUUUAAAUUGCUAAAAUGGUGAUUUUCUUAGUAUUUUAAUAGUUUGUUAAUUAUUAUCACUAAUACUUGACCCACUUUGUGCUAUAUGUGAAUGUGUAAAUAAAUACUGUUGGUUUGUCACAGAAUCUGUGAAUUUCACAUUAAAUUGUGAUCUAUUUAUCAGAAAUUCCAAAAAGUACUACAUUUUAAGUCUUAAAAAAAGAACUAUCAUAAAAGAGAAUAAGGACAAAUGUAAUAUUGUAUUUAUAAUAAUGCUGAAAAAGUAAGGGCCAUCCUAUUUUUAAAUGAGUUUGAGUAUUCUAGCAGUGUGGAUGAGCUGUGUAUUUUUAUAUUAUGUAAUUUGAGUUAAAAUUAUAGCUUUCCAUUACUGACUUACCUAAACAGGCAUUUGUAUAGAUAGUUGUGUUUUUAUUUAUGAAUGAUAUUCAUAAAAACUGAAAGCAUCAUUGUCCAAUACACUUAUUUUUCUAAGGAAUAAACGAGUCUGAUACAUCUA